Molecule: messenger RNA, 2087 nt
Organism: Heterobilharzia americana
Lineage: Eukaryota; Metazoa; Platyhelminthes; Trematoda; Strigeidida; Schistosomatidae
Source: the annotation of a GenBank genome assembly
UAGAUGUACAAUGUAAGCAGAAUAGAAGAUAAGCAUGCAUUGGAAUACUGUUUCUAUUCAAAAUGCAUUGUGGUUUUUAUUUUUAUCAGUAAUACUAUCUCAGCAUACAACACAGUGUGCAAAUUCAUCAUUGGAUGUAAAGAACCCUGAUACUUGGAAAGAACUGGCAGAUGAACGAUUCAAGCAAUUCGAACAAUCCUUCCUCUGGUCAGUGGUAAAACCACCGAAAAAUGUUAUCCUGUUUAUUGGUGAUGGAAUGAGUUUGAAUACAGUGACUGGUGCAAGAUACUUGAAGGCAGAGCAAAUGAAUUUACUAGGUGGUGAUGUACAAUUGGUGUGGGAUGAUUGGCCUGUGGCAUCACUUGUUCGUACAUUUAACUCAGAUAGACUGACAACGGAUUCGGGUGCUGCAGCAACAGCCUUUAUGUCAGGUGUUAAAGGCCCUUUUAAUACUGUUGGAGUUACUGGCACAGUGAAAUGCUGCGAAUGUACUGAGCUAAAAGAAGUGGAAAGGGCGAAAUCCUCCAUUUAUUACGCUUCGAGGGCAGGACUAUCUACUGGCAUAGUAACCACUACUAGGGUUACUCAUGCCACCCCAGCAGCAGCCUACGCAAAUAUACUACAUCGAGACUGGGAGUCAAAUGGGUCAACCAGUAAGUUAGGAUACCACUGUGUGGAUGCCGCUGUCCAACUACUCACGAAUGCCUCUGAUGUGAACGUUGUAAUGGGUGGAGGUGCAACAGGAUUCUAUGGGGGAUCAGAGAAAAUCGCCUUUUCGGCGAGUGGAAAGCGAUCAGAUUCACGUGACCUUCUCAGUGAAUGGCGUAAUAUACAAGCUGGAAAGCAACGCAAGUAUGCGAUCUUGCAUACAAAUGAGGAUUUUAAGAAGACAAAUUGGUCAUCAGUCGAUUAUGUUCUUGGUUUGUUUGCUCCCGAGCACAUGGAUUACUACAUUGAUAAUUCGGACCAACCCAGUUUGGCUGAUAUGACAGAAGCUGCCAUCAAAGUACUCUCUCGUAAUCCGAAAGGUUUUCUUCUCUUGGUCGAAGGAGGCAGAAUUGAUCACGGUCAUCACAAAAGUCAAGCUAAACAUGCUUUAACUGAAACAUUGGAGUUUGAAAAGGCAAUUGAUAGAGCAUCAACACUUGCAAAGGGAACUGACACAUUAUUGAUGGUGACAGCUGAUCAUUCUCAUGCAUAUGGAGUGAUUGGUUAUCCAUCGAGGAACUUGAGUGUAUUCGACGUGGGUGACGAUUUAAAAGCUGCUGAUAAUAAGUCUUACUUAAUAUCCUCCUAUUUCAAUGGACCAAGAGGUUUGGUGAAUGAAUUUCGAUCUGAUCCUGCAACCGAAGAUCGAUUUGCCAACAACUAUACAGCACAAUCAUUCUUUAGACUUAAUUAUGCUACACACGGUGCUGAAGAUGUUCCAAUAUAUGCAAAGGGUCCAUUCAGUGAACUAUUUCAUUCUGCAUCCGACAACACAUUCAUCGCAUAUGCAACCAUGUACUCGCUGUGUAUUGGGCCUUACGUCAAUAAGACACAUUGUUCCGGAAACCAUAAAUGAAGUCAUGUACAGUGUUUAUCUGAUCUUCAGAAUCGUCGAGCAUAUUGAAGGCUGGUAGUGUUGUGUGUGCCGAAACAUUUCUUCAAUUUACCUGUUGCCAUAGACUGUUUGAUUGCUCGUAGUAGCUACACAAAUAUUCCAUUGUUUUCUAUAACUGUAUUUCCUAACGUUUACUCAGUUUUUCUAUUCCUUCGGAGAAAUUUCUUUCAAAAUGGAAUGCUGAAAAUUGAGUUUGAGCAUGUCACUUUAACCAUUGCGUAACCUUACUUUCUGAAAUCUUGAGCUCGGCGUUUUGUCUCCAUUUGCUGCUUCACUUAUCUUUCUCACCUCUUUGCUAUGCUCUUUACUGAGUCAAGUUUCUUUUCUCAAUUUCACGAUUGAUGACAAGUCGGGGAAAGAGUAUCUUGUUUUGACACUUACUCGCAAGCAGAAACUUGUUUUCAAAUGACGUGAUGGUAUAUAGUUCAAAUUGAUCAUGUGUAUUCCGACUUUUGCUAUUGAAAAUACAAUUAUACCAUUUUAU